AUGUGUGGAAGAUUAGCAUGUGGACUUGAACCUAAGGAAGUAAUUAAUUGUUGUUGUUAUAAAAAUCCAGAAAAUGAUCAGACUCAGAAACCUGUUUGGAAGGACGUAAACAAUUCUGGUAAAAAAUUUAGUCCAUCUUAUAAUAUAUGUCCAACUGAUUUAGCGCCUGUUUUGAUGUCGGGAAAUCAUUUUAAUAUUGAUUGCAGAGUAAUCGUACCGACAAUAUUUGGAUUGAUUCCUUCAUGGUCUAAAGCAGAUGUACCUAGUAAAUACUCAACGAUAAAUUGUAGAAUUGAAAAUAUUAAAACAUCAAAAUUAUACUGGCCAUUGUUAGAAAAAGGACAAAGAUGUAUUGUAAUAUGUAAUGGAUUCUUUGAAUGGAAAAAUGAAGGAAAACAAAAGAAAAAACCAUAUUUUAUUCAUGCUCCACAACCAGAUAAUGUUUUAAUUGAUGAUCCAAGUACAUGGAACAUGGGGGAUGAUUUUCAAAAUGAAAAAACUUUUAAACCUCUUAAAUUAGCAGGUCUUUUUGAAAGGCACAAUCAAAAUCCUGAAGAUGAAAUAAUCAGCUUUACAAUAAUUACUAAAGAAGCCAGUACUAAAUUAUCUUGGUUACAUAUGAGAAUGCCAGCAUUUAUUGAAACAGAUGAACAACUUCAUAUAUGGUUGGAUAAUAAAAAUUUUGAUUCAAAUCAAGCAUUGCAAUGUUUAAGCCAUUUUGAAAAAGUUAUUUGGUACUCAGUUUCAUCAACCGUAAAUUUUACAUCAAAUAAAGAUUUAACAUGUAUAAAACAAAAAGGGUAA
Messenger RNA from Pediculus humanus corporis (human body louse), 804 nucleotides. RefSeq lists its product as uncharacterized. Gene Ontology annotation, molecular function: single-stranded DNA binding. The record is from RefSeq and is a predicted model, not a curated record. The coding region runs from base 1 to 804 and encodes 267 amino acids. The transcript is spliced from 4 exons. Lineage: Eukaryota; Metazoa; Arthropoda; Insecta; Psocodea; Pediculidae. Gene Ontology annotation, biological process: DNA damage response.